AUGAUCACCAAAUUCAUGACCGAGGUUUCGGCCAAGUUCAACCCUUUCUCGACAUGCGCAAAGCCCGCUCGCCUCUUCCUCACAUUCAUGCCUCCGAACGCCCGAGCCAACGGAACAACAAUCACAUCAACGGUUCUACCUCGAAAUUCCACAGAGCCUAGCUCCCUGCGAGUAAAGUUCAAGGAUGGCAAGGAGCUCAACUUUGACUGCCAAAAAACCAACAUCAAGGGACUGGUCGAGGAGGUAGACAGACAUUCACGCCAACUGCAGAAGGCUGCCGAUUUGACCGAUUAG
Fusarium sp. VM40 is the source of this 294-nucleotide messenger RNA. The record is from the annotation of a GenBank genome assembly. Lineage: Eukaryota; Fungi; Ascomycota; Sordariomycetes; Hypocreales; Nectriaceae.